Hibiscus syriacus is the source of this 1403-nucleotide messenger RNA. Its product is annotated as AT-hook motif nuclear-localized protein 23-like. The transcript has a single exon. Gene Ontology annotation, molecular function: minor groove of adenine-thymine-rich DNA binding; DNA-binding transcription factor activity. Gene Ontology annotation, cellular component: nucleus. NCBI's taxonomy places the organism in Eukaryota, Viridiplantae, Streptophyta, Magnoliopsida, Malvales, Malvaceae. The record is from RefSeq and is a predicted model, not a curated record. Bases 282 to 1136 code for a protein of 284 amino acids.
UCCUUCCUUUCUUCUUCUUCUUCUGCUUCUCCCCUUUCCUUUGCCUGCACUCCCUUUAAAAAAAUGGAAAACCCUUUCUUUUCUUAGCUAUCCAUAUCAUUUUCUUCCAUCAAGUAUCCUUCUUUAUAAUUUUUCUUCACCUUAAACAAACCCCAUCUUAGACAGCUUUUAAUCUAAAUUAAUCCAUAAAUUAUAUACUACUCACCCCCUUUUUAAAUUACUAAUUUUUAAUUUUAAUCCUUUGUUGUUUCCUUGUUUUGUGUUGUCUUUUUGAUGCUGCCAUGGCCGGUCUUGAUUUAGGAACUGCUUCUCGCUAUGCCCAUCAGCUUCACAGACCCGACCUUCAUCUCCAGCACCAAACCGAAUCCCAGGAUCAUGAAGCUUCCCAAAACCGUGUUGGUGGUGUUGCUCAGUAUGGCUCGGCCGAUCAUCACCAAGAAGAUGAGUCGACUCACCAAGGCCUGGACUUGGUCAACGCGGGUCCAGGUGGUGAUCUUGGUGCUCGUAGGCCGAGGGGCCGUCCUCCGGGUUCCAAGAACAAGCCGAAGCCACCGGUUAUCAUAACAAGGGAGAGUGCCAACACGCUCCGAGCUCACAUUCUUGAGAUUGGGAAUGGCUGCGAUGUGUUCGACUGCAUUUCCAACUACACCAGAAGAAGGCAAAGGGGUAUCUGCAUAUUGAGUGGAACUGGUACGGUGACCAACGUGACCAUUAGGCAACCAUCGGCUGCUGGAGCUGUACUUACCCUCCAUGGCAGAUUCGAAAUUCUAUCACUUUCCGGUUCUUUCCUGCCGCCUCCAGCUCCGCCGGGUGCCACCAGUUUGACAAUCUUCUUGGCCGGUGGGCAAGGCCAGGUUGUGGGAGGGAGUGUGGUCGGUGAACUGAUGGCCGCGGGACCUGUUAUUGUCAUAGCUUCGUCGUUCACAAAUGUGGCCUACGAGAGACUACCUUUGGAAGAGGAUGACCACCUGCAGAUGCAAAGCGGCGGCGGCGGCGGAAAUAACAUGUUUUCCGAUGCCGGAGCCGCCCCAGGUGGGUUGCCUUUCUUGAAUUUGCCUCUCAAUAUGCCGCCUAAUGUGCAGUUACCUGUUGAAGGAUGGCCUGGAAACUCAGGUGGUAACAGGCCUCCGUUUUGAGAGCUUUUCAAUGCUAGAAAUGGGGAGCCUUGGAUCAUUAAGGUCAGCAAAUUUCAUGGACUAGUUAUCAUCAUCAUCAUCUUCUUCUUCUUACAAUUGCUCUUAUGUUGAUGUUAAUUUUAGGUUUUGUUUUCUUAAUCUUUGGGAUUUUUGGAAUCUAUGUGGUUUCUGGAAAUAGUCCUUUCUUGUUCAUGGUUUGAUAUGAUGUAUCAAGUAUUAACUCGUGUCGGAUAAUAUGAUCAGUCACUGAAGUUUCAGUGUUACUAA